Messenger RNA from Symbiodinium necroappetens, 585 nucleotides. The record is from the annotation of a GenBank genome assembly. Lineage: Eukaryota; Dinophyceae; Suessiales; Symbiodiniaceae.
AUGUCUUCGAGGUGCCGCGCAUGGUCGCCCGAGAAGAAGGUCUGGUGCUGCCAGAACGAGCACAAGGGCUGCCAGAAUCCGGACACGCCUCCGGACUGCGAUGCUGGCGCCGGCAUGGUCUGGAAGAAGGUCUUCGUCUCGAACCACUGGACGUGGCAGGCCGUAGCUGCUGUGGGCGGUUCGGUCGUGAGCAAGCCCUAUGACUGCCACGCCGGCUUGCGCAAUUGGGGCACGGGAUGGUCGACACCGAAGAAGACGUGGUGCUGUUCCCACGAGAAGGUGGGCUGCCCUGGCUACCACUACGCCGGCGCUGGGGGCGGUGGAAAAACCGUGGUCACGACGCACACCGUGGUUACAGGCGGCGGAGGUGGCAGCUUCGGCGGUGCAUAUUCAUUCCACGGCCAUCCUCCCUCCGCAGCUGGUUCCGGCAUGAUGUGGCACUGGUCCUCGUCUGGCGGCUCGGGCCACUGGGUCCAGGUCCACACGCAUGGCAACCUGCAGUUCGACUGCUUCGCGGGCGUCACGGCGGGAUGGUCUGGCGGGAAGAAGCACUUCUGCUGCCUGCACUUUGACAAGGGCUGCUGA